Messenger RNA from Megalopta genalis, 5020 nucleotides. The record is from RefSeq and is a predicted model, not a curated record. Lineage: Eukaryota; Metazoa; Arthropoda; Insecta; Hymenoptera; Halictidae.
UCGAUUGUUUCCCAUACUGCCUGGCAUAAAAAUCAUACGUUUAUAGUUAUUAAAAUGUAAAUACAAUUAAUAAACGUAACUUUUCAUUCAAAAUCAAAUGAAAUAAGCGAUGUAAUAUAAUUUUAAAUACUACAAUAAUUUUACAUAAAUACAAUUGUGUCACACUGAAUGCAAGUCUUCUAUGAGUUACUGUGUCAUGUGUGUUACAGUGUUUAAGGGUUUGAAUUAAGUUAGGUUAUGUUGUGAAUAUACAAGGAUUAUUAAAAGUUAACAUGGAAAAUCAAAACGGCACAUCUGUUAAAAGUAAUAAUCCUGCUCCUACAGUCGAGCAGAUUAAUGCUGAUAGAAUAACACAGCUUGCAAACAAGUAUUGGGCACCUCAUACAACAGAUUCACAUUUAUCUUUCAAUCCUCAAAUAGUUGAAGAUAUUUAUGUUCAAGAAAUAUGCGCAUCUAAGUUCUCGAUUCGCAGGAUCAUGAUGCUAGAAUUUAGUCAGUAUCUGGAGAAUUUUUUAUGGCCAAAUUACAAUGCAAACAAUGCAACUCGUGCUCACACUAUGUCCAUUGUUGUUAUGGUCAAUGAAAAGUUUCGUGAACGUGUUCAAGUUUGGGAGGCAUUUGAGAAGAAUCCAGAACAUUUUCCAGAAUUCUUCCAAAAUGUUUUAGAAGCUUGUCUAGAAGAUAGUAUAAUGGAUUUUGAUUUAAAAGAACAGACAGCACUGAUUGUAUUUCUAAAUCAUUGUUUUAAUUCUAUGGAGAUUUCAUUAGUUCGAGAAGAAGUGAAAAGAUUAGUCUCGCUGUCUAUGUGGAUUUCAUUACAACAAGGCCGUAGAGAAUUGGAAUUUAAAAAAUAUCCAAUGUGGAGAAAAUAUUGGAAAAUUUUAAGAAAGAAAGAAAAUCAAGAAAUUAAAGAAAAACUAGAAUGGGAAAGGAAGUUCUUACACAGAUUAAUGAUAAAAUUUAUGAAAAUUUUGGAAACAAUUUCUCAAGAAGGACCACUUUUAUCAGAUAAGGUACGGUACUGUGAAAGAUUCCUUGAGCUAGUAAUAGAUUUGGAAGCUCUAUUACCAACCAGGCGUUUCUUCAAUACUGUAAUGGAUGAUUGCCACUUAGUAGUGAGAUGUCAGUUAUCUAAAUUAUUGGAUCGUCCUGAAGGAGGAUUAUUUGGGCAGUUGCUGGAGAUGUUGAAGUUCUACGCAAGAUUCGAAAUCAACGAGGAAAGUGGUGACCCUCUCACGGAUCACGACAUGACGCAGUUGCAUUAUACCAAAAUCACUUCUCUUCAGAAAGCGGUUUUCGCGAAAUUCCAAGAUCUGAGGAAUUUUGCCUUGACAAACGUGGCGAGCGUCGACACGAGGGAUGCCCUUUACAAACAUUUUGGCUCGCUUAGUCAGGAAAAAUUGAGAUCUAUUGCGAGUUAUCUGAGCCUAGUCCCGUCAGAGGAGCGAGAAAAAGAAGAAAACUGGUACCGAUACGACAUAGACUUUCUUCGUGAGCUUUUGAUCUCUCGACAUGAACGCAGAGCCUCCCAAUUGGAAGAGCUCAAUGAAAUGCCCCUGUAUCCCACAGAAGAGAUCAUCUGGAACGAAAGUAUCGUUCCAACAGAAUAUUUCUCUGGUGAAGGAUGCUUGGCACUACCAAAAUUAAAUUUACAGUUUCUCACUCUGCACGAUUACUUACUAAGAAAUUUCAAUCUUUUCCGAUUAGAAUCUACCUACGAGAUACGUCAAGACAUCGAGGAUGCUGUAAGCAGAUUAAGUCCCUGGCGAGCUGAAGAUGGUGGUGUUUAUUUUGGUGGCUGGGCCAGAAUGGCUCAACCGAUUACACAAUUUGCUGUCGUAGAGGUAGCAAAACCUAAUAUUGGCGAAAAGAGACCAUCUAGAGUGCGAGCUGAUGUCACAAUAAAUUUGAGUGUUCGAAAAGAAAUCAAAUCUGAAUGGGAGAAUCUUCGAAAACACGACGUUUGUUUCCUAAUUACUGUCAAGCCCGAAAAUCCAAUUGGUACUAAAUACAGUCAUAAAUUACCAUUCGUCCCACAAGUUGGUUUAACAACGGUAAGAGGGUGUGAAGUUGAAGGUAUGUUAGAUUCUAAUGGCAGAGUGAUAGAAGAUGGUCCUGAGCCGCGACCAAUUUUACCUGGUGACACAAGAACUUAUAGAGUCUGGCUAGAUUCUAAUCAGUAUCGGAUCGACAUGGACAACGCUAGUCACGGUGGUGAAGAUGUUUACGAAGGGUUUAAUAUUAUAAUGAGACGAAAACCAAAAGAAAAUAAUUUUAAAGCGGUUCUAGAGACCAUCAGGGAACUUAUGAAUACAGAGUGUGUUGUUCCUGAUUGGCUACAUGAUAUAAUUCUUGGCUAUGGCGAUCCAGGUGCAGCUCGUUAUUCAAGAAUGCCAAAUGAAAUCGCAACAAUGGAUUUUAAUGACACAUUCCUCGAUAUAGACCACUUGCGUUCCAGUUUUCCAGAAUAUGAAAUUGAAGUUUCUAGAGACAACGAAAAGAAGCUUGUACGACCUUUCCGUUUAACAUUUGAAGAUGUUCUUGCUAAACAGAGCAAUGAAACUGUAAAACAAAUAAUUGAAGUUGAACCACAUGUUCCUCCCAGUCGAGGCCCGUACAAGGCUAAUGAACCUAAAAAGAAUCAGAUCCCCUUUACACCAACGCAAGUUGAGGCUAUUAGGGCCGGUAUGCAGCCAGGAUUGACACUUGUUGUAGGCCCCCCUGGUACUGGUAAAACAGACGUUGCUGUGCAAAUCAUUUCGAACCUUUAUCAUAAUUUCCCAAAUCAAAGAACAUUAAUAGUCACACAUUCUAAUCAAGCAUUAAAUCAACUUUUUGAGAAGAUUAUGGCACUAGAUAUUGAUGAGAGGCACCUGCUUCGUCUUGGUCAUGGAGAGGAAGCAUUAGAAACGGAAAAAGAUUUUAGCAGAUACGGUAGAGUUAACUAUGUUUUGGCUAAACGCUUGGAUCUUUUAAUGGAAGUUCAAAGGUUACAGGAAUCUUUGAAUGUGAAAGGCGACGUAGCAUACACAUGUGAAACUGCGGGACAUUUUUUCAUGUAUCAAAUAUUAGCAAGAUGGGAACGCUUUGAAUCUAGAAUCAAGCAAAGGCAAGGAACAGGAAACAGUUCACCUCCUGCUUUCAUUGUGGACGAAGAAUUUCCAUUUCAUAAAUUCUUCGAUAAUGCUCCGCAACCCUUAUUCAAACGUAAUACAUUUGAAGAGGACAUAGAAACAGCAUGCAGUUGUUUCAGAUACAUAGAAAGGAUUUUUGCACAAUUAGAGGAAUUCAGAGCUUUUGAGUUGUUGCGAUCCGGUUUGGAUAGAUCAAAAUAUUUAUUGGUUAAAGAAGCAAAGGUUAUUGCCAUGACCUGUACUCAUGCUGCACUCAAACGACGCGAGCUCGUUGAUAUGGGAUUUAAAUACGACAACAUUCUGAUGGAAGAGUCUGCACAAAUUUUGGAAAUAGAAACUUUUAUACCAUUGUUAUUACAAAAUCCACAAGAUGGAUAUAAUAGAUUAAAACGUUGGAUAAUGAUAGGAGAUCAUCACCAGUUGCCACCAGUUAUUAAAAAUAUGGCUUUCCAGAAAUAUUCAAAUAUGGAACAAUCCCUUUUUGCAAGAUUUGUUAGGCUAGGUGUGCCCACAGUUGAUCUUGAUGGUCAAGGUCGUGCUAGGCCCAGUAUUUGUAAUCUUUACAAUUGGCGGUAUAAAAAGCUGGGCAAUCUUUUCCACGUAGAACGUAGUCCAGAGUAUUUAGUAGCGAAUGCUGGAUUCUUAUACGACUUCCAACUGAUCAAUGUUGAAGAUUUUAACGGAGUGGGAGAAAGCGAGCCGAGUGCUUACUUCUAUCAGAACCUUGCUGAAGCUGAAUACUGCGUGGCCGUAUUUAUGUACAUGCGACUUCUUGGUUACCCGGCCGAUAAAAUUAGUAUAUUGACUACGUAUAAUGGCCAAAAACAUUUAAUAAGAGAUGUGAUAAAUAUAAGAUGUGCUAGUAACCCUUUAAUAGGCCGGCCCAAUAAAGUAACAACGGUUGACAAAUACCAAGGUCAGCAGAAUGAUUACAUAUUACUAUCUCUUGUAAAAACCCGCGCCGUGGGCCAUUUGCGAGACGCACGACGUUUGGUGGUAGCUAUGUCGAGAGCACGUCUUGGUCUUUAUGUGUUUGCUAGAGUUUCACUUUUCAAGAAUUGUUUUGAAUUAACUCCCGCAUUCGACCAAUUAAUGCAACGACCAUUAAAGCUACAGCUAUUACCACAAGAGCAUUAUCCUACUGAUAGACUUAACGAUGCUAUUCCGUCUACUUCACCAAUGGAAAUCGAAGAUAUGCCUCAUAUGGCGAAAUUUGUAUAUGAUUAUUAUAUGGAGAAAGUUAGUGGCAUGAAAGAGUCUCAGAAAAUGUGGCAAAAACCAGGUACAAUGCAAACAUCUAAUAGUCCAACUCAUAAGGUUCCUGCUCAUCCUGGAGCAGAUGAUGAUACAGACGAUGAAGAACUCGACCAAACAGAGAAUGAAGAACGAGAUACUAAGGAAGAAAAUAUGGAACAUAAAUUUGAACUGAUAAAAAAUUUAGUUGAAGAACCAGCUUCAGAAAGUGAAGACAACGAUCGUUAAGGACUUAUCAAUGUUUGAAUAAAAAGAAUAUUCAGAUGGUAGAAAGGAGUACAUUGUACUUAAAAUACAACCACUUUUUAUUCAAAUUAUAUUUAUUGUACAGUUUCAUGGUAUUCUACCAUGAUAUAAUAAAAUUAAAAGAUAUUUGUAUUUUAUAUUUGUUAAAAAUAGUAUUUAUCCGCUGACUUAUGCAUUUGAUUUGACUACACUAUAGAAGAACUUUUCAGAUAAAGAGAUUCUGGUUUUUCUUUGAAAUUUCUUUACGACGUGAUAAAUGUUUAUCUAAAUGUUGCUUUUUUGACCUGUCCGUUUUGUUUGAAUUAUCAUUAAUCUGUUGAACGCUUGAUGGCACGUAACUGUUAUCAAAUUUCAUAGAUUUGCUAGUAAAGUCAGGUUGAUAUUCU